Trichobilharzia szidati is the source of this 687-nucleotide messenger RNA. The record is from the annotation of a GenBank genome assembly. NCBI's taxonomy places the organism in Eukaryota, Metazoa, Platyhelminthes, Trematoda, Strigeidida, Schistosomatidae.
GUUGGUUUGAAGGUCUCACAGCCAUAAAGGAGGACGGAGCGGACUGAUGAGUAGUACACACGCCCUUUGGUCGAUAGUCGGAUAUCACGUCUACGCCAAAGACGGCGUAAACUGGCAUAUGCGAAACUAGCCCUCUGUAUCAGUGCUGAGAUUUCGUCGGAGAUCAACCCGUUGGGGCUGAUGGUACUUCCCAAUCGUAUAUUAUCAUGGCACGUGGUCAACAAAAAAUACAAAGUCAACAGAAAAAUGCUAAAAAGCAAGCAGAAAUGAAAAAGUCUAAUAUUGAUCAGAAGAAGGCGGCUGCUAAAGCAUUGAAUUACACAUGUCCUGUGUGUAAAACUCAAGUGCCUGAUUUGAAAACGUAUAAGCAACACUUUGAAAAUAAACAUCCUAAAAGUCCAUUGCCACAAGAAUUGAUUGAAGUGGCUGCUUAAUGCUGUUAGUUGAGUGUGUGUAGACAGACAGGAUAGGAGAAGGCAAAAUAUAAAGCAGACAGACAGACAGACAACACUGAACAGAUUUCAUUUGAACUUAUUUUCCAUGUUUUUGCAAUCUCCACCCGCCGUCAACCCCACCCCCGCAAAAAAAUACAACAAAAUUUCAUGAGAAUUGUUUGUGUGUUUGUUUGUUUUUCUAAAUGAAAAUAAUUAAAUAAAUAAAUAUAAAUAUACAUUUAGUCAUCAGUUA